AUGGCUGUCAAGAUAGGGAUGGAGGAGAAGGGAGGGCGGGGGGGGGGUGCUGAUGCUGCAGAUCCCCUCCCCCCCACUGCUGCACUGGCAGCAGGGGAAUGGAGGAGAAGGGGGGGGGGCGGGGAGGGGGGGGGUGGUGCUGCAGAUCCAUUCCUGCCACCCCCUUACCCACCAAGAUCCCGCCACCCCCAUACCCCCCCCCCCACUGCUGCACCCACAGCAGGGGGAUGGAGGAGAAGGGAGGGAGGGGGGGGCGGGGGGGGGUUGGAGGGGGGUGCGAGGGGCACUCACGAGGGGGUGCAAGGGGCACUCACGAGGGGUGUGCGGGGGGCACCCACGAGGGGGUGCAAGGGGCACUCACGAGAAGGUGCAAGGGGCACUCACGAGGGGGUGCGAGGGGCACCCACGAGGGGGUGCGAGGGGCACUCACGAGGGGGUGCAAGGGGCACUCACGAGGGGGUGCGAGGGGCACCCACGAGGGGGUGCAAGGGGCACUCAAGAGGGGGUGCAAGGGGCACUCACAAGGGGGUGCGAGGGGCACCCACGAGGGGGGUGCGAGGGGCACUCACGAGGGGGUGCAAUGGGCACUCACGAGGGGGUGCGAGGGGCACCCACGAGGGGGUGCGAGGGGCACUCACGAGGGGGUGCGAGGGGCACCCACGAGGGGGGUGCGAGGGGCACCCACGAGGGGGUGCAAGAAGCACUCACGAGGGGGUGCGAGGGGCACCCACGAGGGGGUGUGAGGGGCACUCACGAGGGGGGUGCAAGGGGCACUCACGAGGGGGUGCGAGGGGCACCCACGAGGGGGUGCAAGGGGCACUCACGAGGGGGUGCGAGGGGCACCCACGAGGGGGUGCAAGGGGCACUCACGAGGGGGUGCAAGGGGCACUCACGAGGGGGUGCGAGGGGCACCCACGAGGGGGUGCGAGGGGCACUCACGAGGGGGUGCGAGGGGCACCCACGAGGGGGUGCGAGGGGCACUCACGAGGGGGUGCAAGAGGCACCCACGAGGGGGUGCAAGGGGCACCCACGAGGGGGUGCGAGGGGCACUCACGAGGGGGUGCAAGGGGCACUCACGAGGGGGUGCGAGGGGCACUCACGAGGGGGGUGCAAGGGGCACUCAGAUACCCUCCUCCCACUGCUAUGGAGGAGAAGGGGGGGGGGGGGGGGGGGGGGGCGGUGUAG
Molecule: messenger RNA, 1185 nt
Organism: Closterium sp. Naga37s-1
Lineage: Eukaryota; Viridiplantae; Streptophyta; Zygnematophyceae; Desmidiales; Closteriaceae
Source: the annotation of a GenBank genome assembly